Messenger RNA from Cercopithifilaria johnstoni, 855 nucleotides. The record is from the annotation of a GenBank genome assembly. NCBI's taxonomy places the organism in Eukaryota, Metazoa, Nematoda, Chromadorea, Rhabditida, Onchocercidae.
AUGAAUCGAAAGACAGAUGGAGAAUUAAAAAUGAAAUUUCAAUUUAAAAUUUUCGAUGUUUUUCUUUUGAAUUCAUUGACUUUUCUAUACAUCGAUAAGGAGUGGUUGAAUUGGAAUAAAAUGAAUGAAUUGGAUUUUAUUUCAUGCGCAGUUUGUGUUUUACUCAUAUGGUUUCUUUGGCAACAACUGGAAAGAGUGAAGUUGGAGGAAGAACGAAGAAAACUUACGAAGAGUAGAAGCCAGAAAAAGAUGAAGAUAAAAAAUAAAAGUGGUAAUCGAGAAAGAAUUAUCAUUGAAGAGAAAGAAAUUAAUUUCAAAAAACCACUUCCUACUUCUUCUCCAUCAGCACUACCACCUCCUCCACCAGUUCCUCCACCACCUCCAUCACCUCAAUCUUCACUACCACCACCUUCAGCACCAGUUCCUCCACCACCUUCAUCACCUCAAUCUUCACUACCACCACCUCCAGCACCAGUUCCUCUAUCACCUCCAUCACCUCAAUCUUCACUACCACCACCACCUCCUCUUCCAUCCGAGUCAUCACCAUCUGUUUCAUUAGUAAAAACACCUCUUCCGACAUCACCAAUCGUAUCAUCGGGUCAAGUUAACCUAUCGCAAUCUUUACCAUCAUCUCCUCUUUCAAUUCCAUCAAUAGAAACAACUCUUCCGAAAACAUCAACCGUAUCACCGGAUCAAUCUAAACAAUCUGCGCAAACUUUAGACAAACAAAAUGAAAGUGGACCAGAAUGGGGUCCACUUGGUAAACAAGAGAUACGACCACAACAGCCGUGGGUAUUUGAAGGUGAAGCUAAUUAUCCACCAAAUUUCUUCACAGCAGUUAAGCAAACAAAAUAA